Molecule: messenger RNA, 1329 nt
Organism: Phlebotomus papatasi
Lineage: Eukaryota; Metazoa; Arthropoda; Insecta; Diptera; Psychodidae
Gene: Sfxn1-3
Product: sideroflexin-1-3
Exons: 4
Coding region: 293-1255 (320 amino acids)
Biological process (GO): monoatomic ion transport; serine import into mitochondrion
Cellular component (GO): mitochondrial inner membrane
Molecular function (GO): monoatomic ion transmembrane transporter activity
Source: RefSeq, a predicted model, not a curated record
ACAUUUUCAUUGUGUGAUUGUGUGCGUGAGUGGGGGGAAGAAUCUCAGGCUGAGGAAAAUAUUAAUUUUGUGAUAACAUUUUAGCACUGCGGUCAGUGAUUAUUAGAUAAUUGAGGAGACAGACUAGUGCUGCAACCCACGAGCUUUAACCCAACUCAGUUAUCUAGUAGGUGUGGUUUUGGCUCCCGAGCACGAAUCCUUCAUUCCACACUCUUACACAUCAAGACAAAAUCCCAGUGUGAUAGAAUUUUUUUGGUAGAAAGUAGAGAGAGAGAGUGAAGAAAGUCCAACAAUGUCCUCACUUCCACGUGUUAAUCUCGACGAGCCGCGCUAUGAUCAAAGCACCUACCUAAAUCGAGCUAAACACUUUAUCAUUCUAACAAACCCCCUCAACGUUUUUGUGUCCAGCAGUGAGCUCGAUCGAGCAGCUAAAAUUGUCCAGGACUACAAAGCCGAGAAGCCCGUGGAAGCAAAGAGCAUCAGUGAGAUAUGGCGAGCCAAGUACAUUUACGAUUCCGCCUUCCAUCCGGAAACGGGUGAAAAGAUGAUUAUAAUUGGACGGAUGUCAGCCCAAGUGCCGAUGAAUAUGCUCAUUACAGGGUGCAUGAUGACCUUUUACCGGUCAACUCCGGCUGUGGUCUUCUGGCAGUGGCUCAAUCAGUCAUUCAAUGCCCUUGUCAACUAUACAAAUCGCUCUGGCUCAUCGCCAAUCAGCAACAAUCAGCUCUUUACGUCCUACUGCCUGGCAACUGGUGGUGCUCUGGCCACUGCUCUCUCCCUCAAUCGUCUGUGCAAGACAGCUCCACCACUUGUUGGACGUCUAGUACCACUGGCAGCUGUGGCUGCUGCCAAUUGCAUCAACAUCCCCAUGAUGAGGAUGCAGGAGCUGCAGCAGGGCGUUGAGUUGUAUGAUGAAAAUAACAAUCGCGUGGGGGUAUCAGUCAAUGCUGCUCAGAAGGGAAUAACUGCUGUUGUUCUCAGUCGGAUAAGCAUGGCUAUGCCAGGGAUGGUAUUUACCCCAAUGCUGGCCACAUUCCUGGAGAAGAAGGGUGUUUUCAGGCGCUUCCCCUGGGCCAAUGCUCCCAUCCAGACACUCUUCUGUGGCUUCUGCCUGACUUUUGCCACUCCACUGUGCUGUGCUCUGUACAGUCAGAAAGCCAGUAUCAGGGUAGAUCAGUUGGAGAAAGAAGUGCAGGAGAAUGUGAAGAAAAUCUCACCGGAAAGUCAGGUGGUGUACUUCAACAAGGGACUCUAAGCCAUGAUUGUUAAACUAAAAGCAAUUAGUCUGUUUUAAAUGCAUUUCCGUUGUAUUUUCUUUUGGUUCAAAAA